GGUGUUGUUGUCUCUUUACGGCCGAGGCCGGGGGCUCUCGCGAGAUCAGCGUUGGCGCCGUGACCUCCAUGUGAGAGCGGCGGCGCCUGGUAAACACUCCCCGGAGUCGGGAGAUGGCUCCCGGCGGCGCCCGUUAGACCGGGCUGCGGCGGUUCCCGCCAGACUCCGCCUCGCCUUGUGCCGCCUCGGGGGGCGUGCAGCGCGGGCCAUCGGGAAGCGGCGGGGACCGGCUCGGGUCUCCUUCCCCCUCCGCACCCCUCCGAGCGAGGACGGCGGCCCGGCGGGCGGGGAGGCUCGUGUCUGUUCCGCGGCAUUUGAAAAUCCUGCCCCACCGAGCCAGACAAAGAGCGGGGGAAGCGCCCGGCCCCCUCUUCUUCUCCCUCGCACGCCGCAGAGGCGCUCCCGGGGAGCGGAGCCCUUUGCCACCCGUGCCCCAGGCUUCCCUCCCUUCCCCGCGGCCGGCCGAGCGAGUGGCAGGGAGCGCACCAUGUGGAUCCAGGUCCGCACUAUAGACGGCACCGAGACCCAGACCAUCGACGACCUGAGCCGCCUUACCAAGAUCGAGUGCCUGCGGGAGAAGAUCCAGGAGACCUUCCGCGUGAGCCCCGACCGCCAGCGCCUCUUCUACCGGGGCAAGCAGCUAGAAGAUGGACACACUUUAUUUGACUACAAUGUUGGACUAAAUGACAUAGUUCAGCUUUUGAUACGAUCUGAAUCUGAAGCUCCUACCACUGCUUCUGUGACAGAUCAGGAUGGACAAGUCAAUUCCUGUGCAGUUUCCAACUGCAAGAACAAAGUCAAGAAAACCAGUAGUGGAUCACCCAGUCAGCCGUCUACAUCAUCUCGCUCAUUUCUCAUUGAUCCUGGCAUUGGAUUGUACAAGAUAAAUGAAUUGGUAGAUGCUCGUGAUGUCAGCAUUGGAGCCUGGUUUGAAGCGCAUAUAGAAAAUGUUACCCGAGCAACAAAGGGACAUAAGAAUGGUAAAGCUCAAGGAAAGAGUGGUAACACUUACAAAAGGACUAAUGGAAACUUAAGUCAAGAUCAUUCUAGAGAAAAUGCAAAUAAUUUGGACAGUACACCAUCCACAUCUUAUUCAGACUGUAUGGACACUGAUGAAGAAGCUAUUUAUCAUAUCAAGUACGAUGAGUACCCAGAGAAUGGCAUAGUAGAAAUGGACACCACUAAUCUUCGACCCAGAGCAAGAACCAUUCUGAAGUGGAGUGAACUAAAAGUGGGUGAUGUGGUGAUGGUUAACUACAAUGUUGAGACUCCAGAAGAAAGAGGAUUUUGGUUUGAUGCAGAAAUUACCUCUUUGAGAGAAAUCUCAAGGACUAACAAAGAGGUUCAUGCUAAAAUUCUGCUGGGGUUGCGUGAAGUAGGCAGCUGGGUGGUAAGCCCACAAAUGCCUUGUUCCUCGGUUGUCAGAACUACACUUCUUACACAGUUUAGCAUACAAAGACAUCAGCCUUCAUUGCUUACAAGAGGCCCAGAAGACACAAUAAAUGAUUGUAAAAUCCUUUUUAUAGAGGAAAUGUACAAGAUUGAAAAGCCAGGAGCCUAUCCAUUGACAUUUGGUGAUGGAGAUUACAAAAGAAAAAGUGGCCCUGAAUGCAAGCACUGUAGGGCUGAUCCAGAUAAGGAGUGCCGGUUUUGUUCGUGUUAUUUGUGUGGUGGAAAGCAGGAUGCUCACAUGCAGCUCCUAUGUGAUGAAUGUAAUAUGGCUUAUCAUAUAUACUGCCUGAACCCUCCCUUAAGCAAGAUACCAGAAGAUGAGGACUGGUAUUGUCCUUCCUGCAAAAAUGAUUCUAAUGAAGUUGUAAAGGCUGGAGAAAAGCUCAAACAGAGUAAAAAGAAAGCAAAGAUGCCAUCUGCCAGUACUGAAAGCCAGAGAGACUGGGGCAAGGGCAUGGCCUGUGUUGGUCGCACUAAGGAAUGCACUAUUGUUCCUUCAAAUCAUUAUGGACCUAUACCUGGCGUUCCUGUUGGGACAACCUGGAAAUUCCGAGUUCAGGUGAGCGAAGCAGGUGUUCACAGACCACAUGUGGGUGGAAUCCAUGGACGCAGUAAUGAUGGAGCUUAUUCACUUGUAUUAGCUGGAGGAUUUGAAGAUGAAGUGGAUCGAGGAGAUGAAUUUACUUACACUGGGAGUGGAGGUAGAGAUCUUUCUGGCAAUAAAAGGAUUGGAGAACAUUCAUUUGAUCAGACAUUAACACACAUGAAUAGGGCAUUGGCCCUUAACUGUGAUGCCCCACUGGAUGACAAAAAUGGAGCAGAGUCUAAGAACUGGAGAGCUGGUAAGCCAGUCAGAGUAGUGCGCAGUUCAAAGGGACGGCGAAUCAGCAAAUAUGCCCCAGAGGAAGGCAACAGAUACGAUGGCAUUUACAAGGUGGUGAAAUAUUGGCCAGAAAUUGGAAAAUGUGGAUUUUUAGUUUGGCGCUAUCUUCUGAGGAGAGAUGAUGUUGAGCCUGCACCUUGGACUUCAGAAGGAAUGGAGCGGUCAAAGAAACUGGGUCUGAGUGUACAGUAUCCAGAAGGUUAUUUGGAAGCCAUGGCUAGCAGGGAGAAGAAAGAUAAGGUUAAAAAGCAAGCUGUGAAACACGAGCCAACCAGCCAGAGUAAUGGAAACCAGAAAAGGACAAUUCAUGAUGCAGGUAUAGAGGAACCUACAAAUACACCCAAAGCCAUGAGGAUGGGAGAUGGAGGGAAAGGAGAGGCUUUCCAGCUGACCCAAGAGCAGCAGUGGCUGAUUAGAGAAGACUGUAUGAACCAGAAACUGUGGGAUGAAGUACUUGCUUCUCUUAAGGAAGGACCAAAUUUUCUGAAGAAACUGGAACAAUCCUUUAUGUGUGUCUGCUGCCAGGAGCUGGUUUACCAGCCAGUGACAACAGAGUGCCUCCACAACGUCUGUAAAAGUUGUUUACAGCGCUCCUUCAGAGCUGAAGUCUUCACCUGCCCUGCCUGCCGCUAUGACCUGGGAAAGGGCUACACCAUGGUUCCCAACAAGAUACUGCAGACACUACUGGACCAGUUCUUCCCUGGUUACAGUAAAGGACGAUGAUGUGCUCAGAUCCUUCCGUACUUCUCCCAGUGACUUUAUAGACAGUAAAGGAGAAUAAACAUGGGAAAUUCAACAGUGGACCAGCCAGCUUGAUGGGACUCAAUAUCUUGUCACAUUUUGAAGCAGCUAACCCUCUUCCCCUCAUAGCCAUCUUUUUGGUGUAGUGAGAACUCCAAUUCUUAGCUGUCUUUUAACAUCAAGGGUAGUUUUGGCCAGUUAACAAAUAGUUUUUAAAGGAGAAAAAAAAAAAAGCCUCAGCUCUUACUGGCCUAGCUGAUGCUUAAUUUAUGAUUUGUUUUUUUUGUAACUACCUCAGGACAGAGGAAAAUAAAUUGUGGGGAUGACAAAAAGUUAGUUAAGUUUUAGCUACACACUGCCUCCUGAAUAUUAGUUGUGCCUGGUCCAUGUGGUUUGAUUUACAAAAAAAAAAAAAACCCAAACCAAAACAAAAAACAGCAAAAAAAACAGAAACAGCACUUAAACCAGCUGGAUUAAAGAACAGCAAAUUCUGUGGUGUGCAUAAUCCUUUUUUGUCUUUUUCUUCUGUUAUGCUGUAUUUUUUUGCAAGAACAGGCUGAUUUUUAGUCUAUUUUUGUGAGCUUCAUUGUGCUUUUCUUGUAUCUUAUGCAAGUUGACUACUAAUGACUAAUGAGAACAAUAUGAAUGCAUUGUUGCUGCAUUAGUGUGAAGUGAUCUGUGUUUUUUGCACUUAAAGAGGGUAUUCAAGACACUCUAGUUGUGUAAAAAAUAUUUCAUAUUAAAAAGCCACUUCUGUAUUAGUUAAACUGUAUGCUUUUAGUAGGUCUUGUAUCAGUGGCAAUACAUCUACACAGCAUUGAAGGCAGUGCUAGCUUGGAGAGGGUUCAAAUCGCUUCAUAUUGUGAUCUGAAAUUUUAUAUACAAUAUAUCCCCCCCCAAAAUAUACCUUAUUAAAUAUUUUAUGAUUCAGA
Falco peregrinus (peregrine falcon) is the source of this 4008-nucleotide messenger RNA. It is a transcript of the gene UHRF2, whose product is annotated as ubiquitin like with PHD and ring finger domains 2. The record is from RefSeq and is a predicted model, not a curated record. NCBI's taxonomy places the organism in Eukaryota, Metazoa, Chordata, Aves, Falconiformes, Falconidae. Bases 488 to 3058 code for a protein of 856 amino acids. Gene Ontology annotation, biological process: protein ubiquitination; negative regulation of gene expression via chromosomal CpG island methylation. The transcript has 17 exons. Gene Ontology annotation, molecular function: metal ion binding; ubiquitin protein ligase activity; protein binding.